AUGCCGACAAACACCUCCCCUCACCUCCCCUACCUAAAACAAUGCCUCACCCUAGCGGAGCACUCACCCCCAAGACCAACCAACUUCCGAGUCGGCGCACUCCUUCUCUCCCGCAAAGACGACGACCCCACCUUCGCAGACGACCGGAUCCUCUCAACAGGAUACACAAUGGAGCUAGCGGGCAACACACACGCAGAGCAAUGCUGUCUCUCCAACUACGCCGCAGUGCACAAAGUGCCCGACGAGCAAGUCGGCGACGUGCUCCCCGUCGAGCCAGGCCGGAAACUCGUCAUGUAUGUGACUAUGGAGCCGUGCGGGAAGCGGCUGUCUGGGAAUGCGCCGUGUGUGCAGCGCAUUACGCGGACGAGGGAGGGUAGUCAGGAGGGGAUUCAUAAGGUUUAUUUUGGUGUUAAGGAGCCUGGCACGUUUGUUGGGGAGUCGGAGGGUUGCCAGAUGUUGACGAAGGCGGGGAUUGAGUGGGAACAUGUUGGGGGGUUGGAGAGGGAGAUUUUGACUGUUGCUUUUGCGGGGCAUGAGAAUGCGGAGGAGGAGGUUAGGGCUGCGUUGGAGGGGAAGGAGAAGGGGGGUAGUGAUGGGGGUGGUGAGCAGAGGCAGAGUCAGGCGGAUAUGCCGAGGAAUCCGAAGAAGAGGAUGAUGGAGGGGGAGACUCCUAUCUAUCUAUGA
Messenger RNA from Penicillium bovifimosum, 684 nucleotides. Its product is annotated as putative DRAP deaminase. The transcript has a single exon. Lineage: Eukaryota; Fungi; Ascomycota; Eurotiomycetes; Eurotiales; Aspergillaceae. The record is from RefSeq and is a predicted model, not a curated record. Gene Ontology annotation, molecular function: catalytic activity. Bases 1 to 684 code for a protein of 227 amino acids.